UUGCUCUGACUCUGCGGAGUAUAUACACAGGCACACAGACAUAUAUAUAGGUAUUCAUAGAGAUAUCUCACAGCCCCGGAACAUUCUAUUCCUCGACAGCUCGGGGCCAAGACCCUUUUCGCAUCGAAGAAAGACACUAGACUGUUGUCGUUGGCUCUUAUUCACACCUUUCGAACGCCAGGGGGGAACAAAACAAAACAAGAUGCCGUACCAAUAUGAUCCCGAAUACUACAAGGUCAUGGAGCCAUUGUUGCCCGCCAUGGCCGCGGCGCCGAAACACCCGCCCUACGACGUCGCCUCGCGUCGAAAUGGCAUCGACGACAUGUGGGAGGGAUUUAUGCAGCAAUGGCCCGUGGUCGAGGACGUCGAGGAGACCAUCUUCAAGAUCUCGUCCUUUGACGGCGUCGAGAUCAACGUCCACCGCUUCGCAAAGAAAGGCGCUACCCCGACAACAAGAACAACCGGCAGCGGCUCGCCGGCUGUCGUGUACACCCACGGUGGCGGCUUUUUCUGUCUCAGCGUGCCGCUCUACCGCAAGAUGAUCCAGAGCUACGUGACGCAGGGCGGCAUCCCGUUCUUCGCGGUCGAGUACCGCUCGCCACCCGAGUUCCCCUUCCCCACGCCCAUCGAGGACUGCUACGCGGCGCUCAAGUGGAUUCACUCCACCGCCGCGGGGGAGUUGGGUAUCGACCCUGCUCGCAUCGCCAUCAUGGGCGACUCGGCGGGCGGAGGGCUCGCCGCUGGCGUGGCCAUCAUGGCUCGAGACAGAAACCUCAACCCCCCUCUGGCGAAGCAGGUGCUCGUCAACGCGAUGCUCGACGACCGCAACCAGGGCCGGUACGAAGCCGCCAAGGACUUCCACGUCUGGACGCCCGACGACAACCUCACGGGCUGGGCCGCGUACCUGGGUCGCGACAAGGCCGGCAAACCCGACGCCGACGUCUCGCCCUGGGCUGCGCCGGCGCGGGUCGCGUCAGUGGCAGGCCUGCCGCCCGUGUACAUCGACGUGCCCGACCUGGACAUCUUCAGGGAUGAGAACAUCAAGUACGCGGCACGGCAUGCUGAGGCUGGCAUCCCGCUCGAAAUGCACGUAUAUCCCGGACUGCCUCAUAGUUUUGAGACGUUUGCACCAAAGAUCUCGACCGCGAAGUCGGCGCUGGCGAACAGGGUCAAGUUUAUCCACAAGCUUUGA
Cladophialophora immunda is the source of this 1192-nucleotide messenger RNA. RefSeq lists its product as uncharacterized. NCBI's taxonomy places the organism in Eukaryota, Fungi, Ascomycota, Eurotiomycetes, Chaetothyriales, Herpotrichiellaceae. The record is from RefSeq and is a predicted model, not a curated record. The transcript has a single exon. Gene Ontology annotation, molecular function: hydrolase activity. Bases 203 to 1192 code for a protein of 329 amino acids.